UGGGCGCUUAACGUAUCUCAACAGCGGCCCUGCAGAUAAAAUAUUUUUGAACCUGGUUUUAAAAAGAUUUCUCUCUAAAUUCCAUUGAUAGGAAACAUGAAAAUAUGCAUGAUCUUAUCAGUGACCGAGAGAAGGUUAGACAUUUAUCAAUGAACGAGGGGAAUCGUAGGAGAAAAGAGCGGGUGGUAGCAGGACUCUACACGCGCUUUGAGACAAAGAGAGGGUUCCUUCCUGACGCACGCGCUAUCUAGAGCCGAGAGUAUCUUAUAUACACAAAGCACGUGGCAACUGCUAUUGAAAUACAGCAUAUUGUGUGAGGCCGACCUAUUGAAGAUGAUCCACACCAGUCUCAGCAGCCGAAGAGUGAAAAAUUAUUCCGGGAAUAUUUAGAGACUCGCACACAGGGAUCUCAAGGGGGAAAUUAUACGUUAUUCAAUCCAUGAGUGACAGUGAUUAUUCUCAAUAAAGCCUUACUACGGCUUUAGAACCACGUUAAAAAAUCGUCUUCGUGAAAUUCAUUGAAGUAAGUGGCGGAUCUAGAUGACAGUGUACGGGGUGGAUGUGGUUGUGAUGAGCUACCGUGGUUCAGGGUCAAAUGGGGUCAGGGGUAGAGGUCAAUCCAUUAAUGACAACAACAUGUGUAAAAUUGUCGUCCUGGGAUGUCCGGGGGUCGGCAAGACAGCUUUAACGGUGCGGUAUUUGACGAAACGCUUCAUUGGGGAGUACUGCCCAACGUUAGAAAGCAUUUACAAGUUACAGACGACAGUUGACGAUGAUGACGUCAGGCUGGAGAUCCUGGAUACUGCAGGGCAGGACCCGGCCUACUGGAAGGAUGGUUAUGCGCUCUGGGCUGACUGUUUCCUCUUUGUGUAUUCUAUAACGGACCGAAACAGCUUCGAAGAAAUAAUCAAACUGAAAAGACAAGUCGAAAACGCACGGAGAUCUACAAAUAUCUCUGGAAUCCUUGUUGGGAAUAAGUUAGACCUUCUCCACGAUCGGCAGGUGCCCGCCUCGGACGGUACAGAACUUGCGGACGAGAUCGGCUGUAAGUUUUACGAGGUGUCGGCCGCCGACUGGACACAGGUGUCAGACAUUGAUGUGAUGUUUCAGGACUUAUUCCGGGAAUACCGGAGAGCUAAAAUAAUUCGGGAGGGGCGACAGAGGAAAACUAGCUCAUCCGUGAAGUUCAAACAAGCCAUUCAGAAAGUUAUUUCUGGAAAAACACCGGUUAAAAAGACGCUUAGUGCAUGAUUAUUCAGGGUAUGCAUGUUAAAUCAUCGUUGUUAUAUUUUUAUACAGGAUAAACCGGCAUUUUCUAUUAUCUCCUGUGACCAACAAAUAUGACAAGCCAAUAUUCUGCAGCAAAUGUCCUAAAAGUUUAUUAAACCACGUAAUGACAGUUAAUUUUGAUAAUAGAGUUAGUGAAUUUUAUUUAGCAGAUCUACUUUCUAUCAAUAUGAAUUCAAUGGAAGGCAAAUGGAGGUGAGUUUCUGCAGAAGAACAGCGUACGUGUUGUUUAACGUCGAGUCGGGGACAUUUGAACAGUCAUAUUAUCUUUCUCAACUUGUUGUCAAACACCAUCAAUAUAUGUCCUUUCCUUCCUUUAUACAUUUAUAAUUAGAUAAUCAGAACUAGAAAUUAAGUAAGAAUACACGUCAUUGAUUGGUAAGAGUGUUAAUUGAUGAUCAUGUAGGCUUUCUAAAAGUUUUCUUGAAGAGAUGAAAAAAAAUGUUUUCAUAGAUCAAAUAGUGCUCUCUUUUUUUACGCAAGAAACUGACAUUGUAUUUAAUUUCAUGUAAUAAAUGCAAGCAUUGCAAAGUUUGCUAGAGGAAAUGAAAAAAAAUAAUAAAUGUCUUCACAGAUCGAUAAGUUUUUUUUUUUACGCAAGAGAUUAACACUGUAUUUAAUUUUAUACUUGUUAAAACCUGUUGCUGACAUUGUUAUCUGUGAUAUAUAUUGGGGUCAUCAAUGCAAUAUCGAUUAUUAAACGGUAUACAUAUU
Molecule: messenger RNA, 2001 nt
Organism: Ostrea edulis (European flat oyster)
Lineage: Eukaryota; Metazoa; Mollusca; Bivalvia; Ostreida; Ostreidae
Product: ras-related and estrogen-regulated growth inhibitor-like
Exons: 5
Coding region: 541-1251 (236 amino acids)
Molecular function (GO): GTPase activity; GTP binding
Source: RefSeq, a predicted model, not a curated record